AUGGGUGCAUCAGGCUUAGGUUCUGGUUUAGCAAAUUGCAUUAAUCUCUCAAAUUUGACACUUAACCUUGAUUUCAAUUAAAUUGGUGAUGAAGGUGCAUCAGGCUUAGGUUCUGGUUUAGCAAAUUGCAUUAAUCUCUCUAAUUUGACACUUGAUCUUAAUGAAAAUUAAAUUGGUGAUGAAGGUGCAUCAGGCUUAGGUUCUGGUUUAGCAAAUUGCAUUAAUCUCUCAAAUUUGACACUUAACCUUGAAAGGAAUAAAAUUGGUGAUAAAGGUGCAUCAGGCUUAGGUUCUGGUUUAGCAAAUUGCAUUAAUCUCUCAAAUUUGACACUUAACCUUUAAAAGAAUAAAAUUGGUGAUGAAGGUGCAUCAGGCUUAGGUUCUGGUUUAGCAAAUUGCAUUAAUCUCUCAAAUUGA
Messenger RNA from Tetrahymena thermophila SB210, 417 nucleotides. Its product is annotated as cyclic nucleotide-binding domain protein. The transcript is spliced from 5 exons. Gene Ontology annotation, cellular component: perinuclear region of cytoplasm; cytosol; nucleus. NCBI's taxonomy places the organism in Eukaryota, Ciliophora, Oligohymenophorea, Hymenostomatida, Tetrahymenidae. The record is from RefSeq and is a predicted model, not a curated record. Gene Ontology annotation, molecular function: small GTPase binding; GTPase activator activity. Gene Ontology annotation, biological process: nucleocytoplasmic transport; activation of GTPase activity.